Molecule: messenger RNA, 594 nt
Organism: Linderina pennispora
Lineage: Eukaryota; Fungi; Kickxellomycota; Kickxellomycetes; Kickxellales; Kickxellaceae
Exons: 1
Coding region: 1-594 (197 amino acids)
Source: RefSeq, a predicted model, not a curated record
AUGGCAGUCAGAGCCACGCCGUUCGAGUACUGGCGCGACGAGGCGCCGCUCGGGUACACGACGCCAGUCGGGGGAAUCAUCUCCCAGUACGUCGCAUCCUGGUUGGUAACGAUGGGGUUGCCCUCUUCGUCAGUCGCAACCUCGCCGCUGACGGCCUCACUGUUAUCGUUAUUGCCCUUCGAAUUCUUAUUUCCCUUGCCGCUGGCGCUCUCCUCUUCCUUAUCGUUCUCUAGCGUGCCUUCUUCCUUGGUUGACUUGCCUGAGCCGCUGCCCUUGGAAGAGGAUUUGGCAGAGGACGUCGGCGAGGGUGAGUUCUUCUCCGACGACGUUGCCUUUGUCGCAGACUCGGCCUUUGUGGAAGAAGGCGAGCUGUCCUUGUUAUCCUUGUUAUCGUUGUUGUCCUUGUUAUCUGCGCUAGUGGGCUCAUCCGCACGCUUGAACAGGGCCAGCUGGUCCUUCGGAAUGAUCCCGAUCUUCAGGUUUCUACAGAAGUCAGAAUGCACGGAGAUGCUUAGGUCAAUGGCAAUGUCAACACAGAAAGGCAGUGCUUACAGGGCAUCACAGACGCAGAGGCAGUUGGACAACCCAUUGUGA